AUGGAGCCAGAGUUCUGCUACGGGAAUGGCUCGUGUGUGAGGAUGGUCUACCCCGUUGCUGUCCGCGUCACACUCUACUUGGUCUUGGGGUCUGCGGUGGUCCUCACGGUGCUGGGAAACCUCUUUGUGAUCGUGGCCAUUUCUCACUUUAAGCAACUCCACACGCCCACCAACUACCUCACCCUCUCCCUGGCUGUAACCGACCUCCUCCUGGGGGUUCUGGUCAUGUUCCCCGGUAUGAUUCGGUCCGUGGAGACCUGCUGGUACUUUGGGGAGAUGUUCUGCAGGCUCUUCCUUAGCUAUGACAUCUUGCUGUGCACCGCGUCCAUCAUGAACCUGUCCUUUAUAUCCAUCGACCGCUAUUAUGCCGUGUGCCACCCUAUGCUCUACCCCCGUAAGAUAACGGUUCACACGGCAGUCAUCAUGAUCCUGGUCACAUGGUGUGUCUCGGCUGUGGUUGGCUUCGGUAUGAUCUUCCUCGAGCUAAAUAUUUUGGGAAUGGAGGAGUUGUACUAUAACAACUUGGCGUGUGAAGGAGGGUGCGCUUUGUUUACGACUGUUGUCGCCAGCACUGUCUCGGCGAUCAUCUCUUUCUACCUCCCCGGGUUCAUCAUGCUGGCAAUCUACCUGAAGAUCUACAUGGUUGCCCAGAGACAAGUGCGCACCAUAGGCCUACAGAACACCAGCUCCUCCAAGGUGGACAAGCACCAAAGGAAAGCCACCAAAACACUGGCCUUCAUCAUGGGCGUGUUUCUGAUCUUCUGGACGCCAUUUUUCCUCUGUUACAUCAUCGACCCCUACAUCGGCUACUCCUUUCAGCCCGCCUUGUUCGAUACACUCUUGUGGCUGGGGUAUCUUAAUUCCACUGUCAACCCAUUGGUGUAUGCCUUCUUCUACAGUUGGUUCAGGAAGGCUUUUCAAAUCCUCGUUUCUGGUCGCAUCUUUCGGUCUGACAUGUCGGGCACAAAACUAUUUGGAGAGUGACAGUAGUUUCAUGUUGAGGCCUCCCAGAAAAUGUGGAGCCCUGAAAAGAAAUGCUAAUCAACUGAUGGGUGGAAAUUCUAAUCAAUUAAAAAUGUCUGUCCUAUUCAAUCUGUUUAUUCACUAUUAAAAUAUUUUUCCUGAAACCCAAAAUCACCCAAUACUGAUAUUAUUUGUCAUAUUAUUUAUGCCUGCUGUGUUAUUGAGUUUCUCUCUAACUUUUUUUUUAUGAUAGGCAAACUUCUGUUGUAGCACUUUGCUCUGCUUUGCAGACGUUUCGUGCAGAAAUGUUGUGUGGUUCCUCAUUGUGUUUUUACAAAUGCUUAAUAAAGUGUACUAAUACUAAUGCUAAUACUUUAAUUAGUUUAUGGCUAAAUGUGAAUGUUGUUCUUGACUUACAAAAUAUAAGUCAAAUCUGGGAAUAAUUCUGUGUAAGAUCAGAAAACCUAAUGUUUUACUCUUCCGUACAUUUUCAUUCAAACUACAUUUCCAUUUAAAGCUGUUCAUAUUAUACUGAUAGGCUUGUUGUUUAGUUUGACA
This is a messenger RNA of Gadus chalcogrammus (walleye pollock), 1521 nucleotides long. RefSeq names its product trace amine-associated receptor 1-like. Gene Ontology annotation, biological process: adenylate cyclase-activating adrenergic receptor signaling pathway. The transcript has a single exon. The coding region runs from base 1 to 984 and encodes 327 amino acids. NCBI's taxonomy places the organism in Eukaryota, Metazoa, Chordata, Actinopteri, Gadiformes, Gadidae. The record is from RefSeq and is a predicted model, not a curated record. Gene Ontology annotation, molecular function: trace-amine receptor activity. Gene Ontology annotation, cellular component: membrane.